CGAACAGUCCAACUAAAGUAAGUGUAGGGGAGACAAACGUGAUACUGUCCUCGCUGUGUUGUUAUCGCUCAAGCGCAGUGAGUCACCAUGCCUGUGGAUAUUAAUGAAUGGGCAGGUUCCUUAGCUCUCACUGAGGUGGAGGAGAAACCAGCAAAACCUUUAACUGUCAAAUACGGGACUUUGGAAAUUGACGCGCUGGGAAAAGUGCUCACACCCACUCAGGUGCAGAACUGCCCAACAUCAGUUGAAUGGGAGGGAUGUGACCCCAGUAAACUGUACACCUUGACACUGACCGAUCCAGAUGCACCCAGCCGAAAAGACCCGAAAUUUAGGGAAUGGCACCAUUUUCUUGUUGUCAACAUGAAAGGAAAUGACAUCUCCAGUGGUUGUGUCAUGUCUGAUUACGUUGGUUCAGGCCCCCCAAAGGGAACAGGUCUGCAUCGUUACGUGUGGCUGGUUUAUGAACAGUCAGGUAGUAUCAGCUGUACUGAACCUGUUCUCACCAAUCGCUGUGGAGACAACCGUGGAAAAUUCAAGAUCCAGAGUUUCCGGAAGAAGUACGGCCUCGGCACUCCAGUCGCUGGGUGUUGCUAUCAGGCAGAGUGGGAUGACUAUGUGCCCAAACUUUACGAACAGCUGGCUGGCAAAUAAAGGCCAUUUAGAGCUCUGAUGCCACUAUUUAGGUAGAGCAUAUUUUGGCACAGUUCUGUUUUAAUUUAGCCAUUUUAAAGGGAUAGUUCACCCAAAAAUGUAAAUUCUGUAAUAAUUUACUUACCAUCAUGCCAUAUUUGAUGUGUAUGACUCUGUCAUCUGCUGAACACAAAAUAUGAUUUUUAGAAGAAUCUCUCUGCUCUUUUGGUCCAUACAAUGCAAGUGAAUGGCUGCCAAAUUUUUGAAGGUCCAAAAAUCACACAAGGCAGCAUAAUAAGACUCCAGUGGUUAAAUCUAUAUCUUCAGAAGUGAUAUGAUAGUUGUGGGUGAGAAACAGAUCAAUAUUUAAGUCCUUUUGUACUAUAAAUUCUCCUCCCUGCUCAGUCAAUCUCCACUUUUUCACUUUCACAUUCUUUUUGCUGGCUUAUGUGCUUUUCGGGGUGUCAAAAUGUUGGCACUAUUCACUUGCAUUGUAUGGACCAACAGAGCGGAGAUCAUUCUAAAAAUCAUAAUUUGUGUUCUGCAGAAGAGAGUCAUACACAUCUGGGAUGGCAUGAGGGUGAGUAAAUGAGAAUUUUCAUUUUUGGGUGAACUAUCCCUUUAAGAGAUUAACUGAAUUAAGUAGAUGAGCACGGGUCAUAGAACUUGAUUUGUGAUUUUCUGUUAGUCUUUCUUACUGUCUGAAUUAAAACGGAACUGAGCAAGCACAAUCAGACUAUGUCUUCAUUUCUGUCAAAAUACUUAUGCAAGGUAUUUGGCCUGCCUUCAGUUUAAAAUUGCUAAUAAAUUAGUUGAAAUCUAGACGUAGCACCUUAAAGUCAAAUUUGUGUUAUACUUGUGGCUGCACCUUUAAUUUAAUAAAGGGCUUACAGUUACAGCAUGCUUUCUAAUGCACAUUGGGAUACAAGAAAUGUACACUAUGGGGGAAAAAAAGAAUUCGUCUUGGAAAAUAAAAUAC
This is a messenger RNA of Xyrauchen texanus (razorback sucker), 1609 nucleotides long. Its product is annotated as phosphatidylethanolamine-binding protein 1-like. The record is from RefSeq and is a predicted model, not a curated record. NCBI's taxonomy places the organism in Eukaryota, Metazoa, Chordata, Actinopteri, Cypriniformes, Catostomidae. The transcript is spliced from 4 exons. The coding region runs from base 88 to 651 and encodes 187 amino acids. Gene Ontology annotation, biological process: negative regulation of MAPK cascade.